UCACGUUAUUUAACUGUACAAGCUAUGCAAGCACCUGCUGCGGUGGAGCUCCCCAGACGAUGAAGCCUUCUGUCUUAAUGAUAUGAAUUACAACAGAAGAAUCACUAGAUUUUAAAAUCCCUUUUCCCACGCCAAGUCCAGACUGAUGAGGUCUGCCGUUAGUGCGUCGCAAAUACCAACCUUUUUGGCAAAACCAGUAACCCAUCUUCCAUCAGAAUCCCUAAGAACUGCUGGUCAUGGACAAUCCUUCGCUGCGCCGUCGGCGUUGAGCUUAUGCCACUUUACCGGUGGCGGGCUUCAGGCUAUACGACCCAGAGCCAGAGCCAUGGCGGCGUCCACUCCCAAUGCGCCUCCCCACCUGAACCUCUUUGCCGACGUGGCCAACAAAGUUGCCGAUGCUGCCGGAGGGGUCAUCCGUCAGUAUUUCAGGAGUAAAUUUGACAUUAUUCAGAAAGACGACCUCAGUCCAGUAACAAUUGCAGAUCAAUCCGCCGAGGAGGCCAUGGUUUCCAUCAUAUUAGACAAUUUCCCUUCUCAUGCUAUUUAUGGAGAGGAAAAGGGGUGGAGGUGUACACAAGACACUGCUGACUAUGUCUGGGUCCUGGAUCCUAUUGAUGGCACAAAGAGCUUCAUCACUGGAAAACCCCUGUUUGGAACUCUGAUUGCUCUUCUGCACAACGGUACACCAAUCCUUGGCAUCAUUGAUCAACCUGUCUUGAGAGAAAGAUGGGUCGGGAUGACCGGAGAGACGACUACACUCAACGGAAAACAUGUGUCCACACGCGCUUGCUCUAACCUCUCUCAAGCAUACCUAUAUACCACAAGCCCGCAUCUCUUCAGCGGAGAUGCAGAGGACGCAUUCUUCCGUGUUAGGGACAAGGUUAAGAUUCCAUUAUAUGGUUGUGACUGCUAUGCAUAUGCUCUUUUGUCUUCUGGCUUUGUGGAUCUUGUUGUUGAGUCCGGUCUCAAGCCAUACGAUUUUCUUGCAUUGAUACCUGUUAUUGAAGGAGCUGGAGGUGUCAUAACUGAUUGGAAAGGACAAAAACUUCAUUGGGAAGCUUCUCCACUUUCAACUGCAACAAGUUUUAAUGUCGUGGCGGCUGGUGACAAACACAUCCAUCAACAGACAAUAGAUUCAUUGCAGUGGAAGUGACAAUGGGGAUUCUUCAGAAUUCAGAUGUUGUUAAUGCUGUGUUGUGGUAUCAGUUGUUGACCAUUAUUUAACUAAUAAAGUUCAAAAGCGGUUGCUCAUGAUUUUUCCAACACCUUUAAAAUGUAGUUGAACCAGCCAUGCUGAACAACGUAAGUUCCCUGUUUUUCCCAUGUUAAAUCUCAUAAUGAUAAUUUUGUGAUGAUCCGAACAGUGAAGUAUGUUACAGAUCCCAGAUAAUUACA
Molecule: messenger RNA, 1395 nt
Organism: Arachis duranensis
Lineage: Eukaryota; Viridiplantae; Streptophyta; Magnoliopsida; Fabales; Fabaceae
Product: bifunctional phosphatase IMPL2, chloroplastic
Exons: 9
Coding region: 146-1153 (335 amino acids)
Biological process (GO): L-histidine biosynthetic process
Molecular function (GO): histidinol-phosphatase activity
Source: RefSeq, a predicted model, not a curated record